Kockovaella imperatae is the source of this 1002-nucleotide messenger RNA. RefSeq names its product P-loop containing nucleoside triphosphate hydrolase protein. The transcript has 6 exons. NCBI's taxonomy places the organism in Eukaryota, Fungi, Basidiomycota, Tremellomycetes, Tremellales, Cuniculitremaceae. Gene Ontology annotation, cellular component: cytoplasm. The coding region runs from base 1 to 894 and encodes 297 amino acids. The record is from RefSeq and is a predicted model, not a curated record.
AUGCCUCUGACCGAACGGAGUGCGGAACGGGACAGAGCAUCCCGAGGCAUCGGACAAAUUACGAUGCCCAGCAAUCCAUAUGGAGUGAGGAUGAGCUCGUCUCGUACGCUUGGAGGUGACGAUGAUCUUGAGAGACUGGCGCAGAAGGUCGUUGCAAGGUACCAUGAUACCCCGCCGGACAAAAGGCUCUUGGUAUCCGUAGCAGGGAUUCCGGGAUCGGGCAAAAGCACUCUUGCAUAUCCCUUGACAGACCGUAUAAACGCCUUGAUAUCCGGUCACGCACCUCUCCAUCCAUCUCAUCUACGGCCUGACGAGCAUAUCGCCUCGCCGGACAAGAAAGCAGGGACGGGAAGCGACGAAGUGGCCAUCUGUGUAGGACUGGAUGGAUGGCACUUGACGAGAGAGAAGCUGGACACGUUUCAUGACCCAAAAGACGCUCAUUGGCGCAGGGGAGCCCCGUUCACAUUCGACCUCUCGUCAUAUUUGACGUUCUUACUGCAUCUACGGCAGCCACUGCAGCCCAAUCCCCCUGUGGGCAUUCCUUUUCCGACAUUUGAUCAUGCUCUGAAAGAUCCACGACCGUCUCCUGUUCCCAUCCUGCCCCGCCAUCGAAUCGUUGUCUUGGAGGGUCUAUACACUCAUCUCGCAAUACCCGGAUGGAAGGACUGCGCAGAGAUGUAUGACAUUCGCGUGUGGGUGGAUGUCGAUCCAUCUAUAGCCAGAGGACGAGUCAUCGAGAGGAACUUCAGAGCUGGGAUCGUGAACGAUCUCGAUAGAUGUGCCGAGCGAGUGGAUGCGGUUGACAUGGAGAACGCGAAGCUUAUAUUGGAAAACAGGAUAGAGGCGACGGAUGAAGUCCAUCCGGAGGAUGUACCGGGCAACCAGGACCCUUGAUUUUGCGGCUGCGAUCACUGUGCCUCGUCUUCUUUAAAUGCAUCAGUCUUAAGCAGCCCUCGAUUGGGGAGACAUGUCUUCUGAAUCCUAUUGCUUGCCCCUGUCCGU